This is a messenger RNA of Oldenlandia corymbosa var. corymbosa, 1311 nucleotides long. NCBI's taxonomy places the organism in Eukaryota, Viridiplantae, Streptophyta, Magnoliopsida, Gentianales, Rubiaceae. The record is from the annotation of a GenBank genome assembly.
AUGGCGGCAGAAUCACCGAAAGAUCUAAUCCCGCAUUUUCCAAAUGAAAUCAGCGAGGAUAUCUUAGCCCGGCUGCCUGUAAAGUACCUCGUUAGAUUGUCAUGCGUGAGUACAUCGUGGUACGAUCUCAUCAUAUUGUCGUCAAAACAAGGAGGUAUCAACAGCUUCGCUCGGUCCCAUCUCCGCCAGAUUCUGGCCGGAGAACCACCCCGGAGAGUCUGGCUUAAUAACCCCAAUCAUAAAGGAUCCGGUGGUCCUCCCGGAGAACCACCCUGGAGAAUCUGGCUUAAUAAUCCGAAUCAUAAAGGAUCCGAUCCACCCGGACCACAUCGACCCGUCUGCCCUGAUUGUAACAAAAUCCCUGAUUUUGAUGCAGAAGAAAUCGCCGAGGCCGAUCUUCUUCACUGUAACUGUAACGCGGACCUUAAAAUAUACUUGUGGAAUCCUGCCCUGCGACAAUCCAUUCUGUUGCCUCGUAGUAUAGAUUAUGGUUUUCUUACUCUUGCUGUUGGUUUCGGAUAUGAUAGUCGGAGUCAGGAUUAUGUAGUGGCCAAAUAUCAAUCACAUCAAUCACCCUUGGAAGCAAAUCAGGCUACAUAUAAGUUUGAUGUUUAUAGUCUCAAAACUCAUUCAUGGACUACCCUGUUUUCCUCUGUUAUGGAAUCUCCCCGGUAUAAUAAAAACAAUCGGCCUCCUAAUGGAAUUCUUGAUUUCAAUAAUUUUUCACGCGGGAACCGAGCUUGUAUUAUCGACGACGGUUUUUGCUAUUGGAAUCAUGGUUUUGAUCGCGUUCACUAUGUCCAAUUGGGCGGAGAAAAUGAUACAGGCAGCUUCCGGGUUCCCGUCGAUUUUAUUUCUGGAGAUGCUAAUCUGAGAUUAUACAAAGGGUCCCUUGCCUUGUUCGGUAUGACAAGACUCAAACUUGAGCAUGGGCUUUGGACAAUGGAAGGGAAUGAUCAUUCGGCCAAUGUGUGGGUGAAGCAAUUCAGCGUACCUGGAAGCCUAGGUUAUUUUACUCCCGCCAACAGUACGAUUAAUGUCACCCCGGGCGGGAAGAUAUUGGGUUAUGUUCAUAUUCCGCAAAGAUGGUGUACUCAAACCCUUGUUGUUUAUGAUCCAGAGAAUGAGGGCUUGGAGAUCGUGAGGGACGGUGUAAGUCAAUUGGAUACAUACUUUUUAGACGACAAUUAUGUGGAAAGUUUAGUUCCUGUUGUUCCAGCUUCAUACGUUGUUGAUGAAGGCGUCAUAAAUGAUGUUGGUGACGGGAAGAAGCUUAGCAAACCUAAAGCCAAAAAAGCUUGGGACAACUAG